UGCAGCCCAAGCCCCACACUUUGGAAGCAUGUCCAUCCAAGAGAACUUUCUACCCCAGCAGCUCUGGCCGUGGAUCUCUAGGUCCCAAAAAGACUUAGCAAAGUCUGUCCUAAGUGGGGCUCCAGGAGGGCCAGCAGGAUACCUUCGACGUGCUAGUGCGGCCCAACUGGCCCAGGAGCUGGGCAUUGCCUUCUUCCAGCAGCAGCAACUGCCCGCAGCUAUGGCAGACACCUUCCUGGAGCACCUCUGCCUCCUGGACAUCGACUCAGAACCUGUGGCUGCUCGUAGUACCAGCAUCAUUGCCACCAUUGGGCCAGCAUCACGCUCUGUGGAACGCCUCAAGGAGAUGAUCAAGGCAGGCAUGAACAUUGCACGACUCAACUUCUCCCAUGGUUCCCACAAGUACCACGCAGAGUCCAUCGCCAACAUCCGGGAGGCAACUGAGAGCUUUGCAAGCUCCCCACUCAGCUACAGGCCUGUGGCCAUCGCCCUGGACACCAAGGGACCUGAGAUACGCACCGGGGUCCUGCAGGGGGGCCCAGAGUUAGAGGUGGAGAUUGUGAAGGGCUCACAGGUGCUGGUGACCGUAGACCCGGAGUUCCAAACACGGUGCAACGCGAACACGGUGUGGGUGGACUACCCCAAUAUCAUCCGGGUCGUUGCAGUGGGAGGCCGUAUCUACAUUGACGACGGGCUCAUCUCCUUAGUGGUGCGGAAAAUCGGCCCAGAAGGGCUGGUGACGGAAGUGGAGCAUGGAGGUAUCCUGGGCAGCAGAAAGGGUGUGAACUUGCCAAACGCCGAGGUGGACCUGCCUGGGCUGUCUGAGCAAGACCUCUUGGAUCUGCGCUUCGGGGUGGAGCAUAAUGUGGACAUCAUCUUUGCCUCCUUUGUACGAAAAGCCAGCGACGUGGCUGCAGUCCGGGCUGCGCUGGGGCCAGAAGGACAGGGCAUCAAAAUUAUCAGCAAAAUUGAGAACCAUGAAGGAGUGAAGAAGUUUGACGAAAUUCUUGAGGUGAGUGACGGCAUCAUGGUGGCACGGGGUGACCUGGGCAUUGAGAUCCCAGCUGAGAAGGUUUUCUUGGCUCAGAAGAUGAUGAUUGGACGCUGCAACUUGGCCGGCAAGCCUGUCGUUUGCGCCACGCAGAUGCUGGAGAGCAUGAUCACUAAGGCUAGACCAACUCGGGCGGAGACAAGCGAUGUGGCCAAUGCUGUGCUGGACGGGGCCGACUGCAUCAUGCUGUCUGGGGAGACCGCCAAGGGCAGCUUCCCCGUUGAGGCCGUAAGGAUGCAACACGCGAUUGCCCGAGAGGCAGAGGCCGCUGUAUACCACCGCCAGUUGUUCGAAGAGCUACGCCGGGCAGCACCACUGAGCCGCGACCCCACUGAGGUCACCGCUAUCGGAGCUGUGGAGGCUUCCUUCAAGUGUUGUGCCGCAGCCAUUAUUGUGCUCACCAAGACUGGACGCUCGGCUCAGCUGCUAGCUCGGUACCGACCUCGGGCAGCUGUCAUUGCUGUGACUCGUUCUGCCCAGGCUGCCCGACAGGUCCACCUGUGCCGAGGAGUCUUCCCCUUGCUCUACUGUGAGCCUCCAGAGGCCAUCUGGGCAGAUGAUGUGGAUCGAAGGGUCCAAUUUGGCAUCGAAAGUGGAAAGCUCCAUGGCUUCCUCCAUGUUGGUGAUUUGGUGAUUGUGGUGACUGGCUGGCGACCUGGCUCUGGCUAUACCAACAUUAUGCGGGUUCUGAGCAUAUCCUGAAAGGCCUCUCCCCCUUCUGACCUAGAUGUACCCAUUUCUUUCAACCAACACCCUCCCACAGUUGUACAUCUGCCAUCACCCCAUCCCUAUGCUUCUCAUGGGCCCUGAAUGUCUGGGUCCACUUAUGCACUGGCCAUCCAGCAGCAGCAAUUGUAUAUCCCUGUCUCAAUCCGCUCAGCUGGAUUCUAAGAUGCCCUGAGCCUUUAAUCCCAGCCCAGCUGGUUAAUUCUAUUCCUCUGGGCUUCCUAACGUUAGAACGGGGGAGUGGAAACAGGGUGAUCUCAGCCAAUCUCCAUAGAACCAUUAUUUUUAAAAUACUUCUGUCCUCUGAUGUAACCCACAUGACCAUUUCUGGAGCAAAGUGUCAUCUUCUGAUGGCCUCAAGUCAGAGCCAAACACUCCUUCAGGGAGCACAAUGCCACACUUUUAGGGGAGGCUGAGGUGGAUGGGUAUUGGGGAGAACUGAGACAGACUGGCUUUUUUUUUUUUUUUUUUUUUUUUUUUUUUUUGAGACAAGGUCUCACUGUAUAGCUUAGGCUGACCUCUUACUUGUGGAAAUCCUCUUGCCUGGCCCUCUCAAGGGUAGGGAUUACAGGCAUGAACCACCAGCUGGACUUUGGGCAGCCUUAUUUUCUUACUGACUCUACAACCAUGGAGCUGAGCUCACAAUCCACUAAUCUGGCUGUUCUCAUGCCCACUGCUCUGCUGGGUCAGAUGAUUCAGAAACUCUUCCACAACCACUUUGUUUCCAUAUACAGGUCAGAAGCAAAAAUUAAUAUUUUCUUUUUAAACCCAAUUAUUUAGGUGCAAAUAAAACAACUCCCACAGGUAAAGAAUCCCAGAAUACCUCACCAAAGGACGUUGGUCCUGCCCCCCCCCACUUCAAUGCUACAGUGUACGAAAGGGGGAAGAGCGAGUGAGCAGUGCAUUACUCUUGUCCCUGAGAAAGCAAAGGGGUUGCUGGCCUGCCCAUCCUAGGUUCGGGUACUCCAGGGCUCCCUCUUCUCCUGCAGCAACAGCAAACCCAGAUAAGGGGGAAAAUGUGUUCAGUCCUCCUGUCGUUCCCUCUUUCCACUACCUCAAUACAGAGUUUGAGUGUUGCUGCUGAUGGCAUUGUACAAGGACCACAAAGAUGUCUCCCUAACCCCCUAGCCUCCCUGCCAGGAGGUGAGGAGGAAAGAUAAAUGAGUAACAAAACGAAUAAGUCAAAUUAGCAAAUGAAUAAAUAAAAUUAAUAAA
Molecule: messenger RNA, 2992 nt
Organism: Psammomys obesus (fat sand rat)
Lineage: Eukaryota; Metazoa; Chordata; Mammalia; Rodentia; Muridae
Gene: Pklr
Product: pyruvate kinase L/R
Exons: 11
Coding region: 29-1753 (574 amino acids)
Biological process (GO): cellular response to insulin stimulus; glycolytic process
Cellular component (GO): cytoplasm
Molecular function (GO): magnesium ion binding; pyruvate kinase activity; potassium ion binding
Source: RefSeq, a predicted model, not a curated record